AGGUGAUAAACACAAUCAUUCAUAUAAAUCUAUAGCUUGAUGAGAGGGACUUGGAUUUCAUCUCGAUGCUCAGUGGUCUUUUGAUUUCGCGGCUGGUGGAUUCGAGUUUAUCUCACAAGAAUGCUUUGCAAAGGUGUAUUGAGCAUGCAAAGCUUUGGCUUUUGAAGUCUGAUCAGCCCAUUGAAGCAAAUUCGGCCAUUACUUAUUCUGGGUUGAGAGAUCCUAAAAGAUGUUCAAGCUAGCUGCAAAAAAAAGAACUGGAAGAGCUUGUCCAAUUAAUUUCAGUGUGAAAGCCAAGAGUUAAUGCAAAGAUGGAAAAAAAGGAUAACGAUGUUGUUGAGGUUGGGGCUAAGAAAGGUGAUGGGGCAUGGACGUCUAAAAAUGGGGCCAUUUUAUUGACUUGAUGGAUUUAGAAGUACCAUGUCAUCCUAAAGGCACAACUACGUUUGAAAAGGAUGCCUGGAACAUAAUCUUAGUGCAACUAAGCGCCAAGACGGGAUAUAAUUACAACUUUGAGCAGCUGCAAAACAAAUACAACACUUUGAGAUUAAUGUAUAGUGCAUUUAAGAAGUUAUUGAAUGAAACAACUGGAGUAGGAUGGGACCCAGAGAGACAGACAAUUACUUUAUCUGAUGACGUCUGGAAGAAUUUGUGCAAGGUGAAUAAGCAUGCUAGACAAUUCAAGAAAAAGGGUUGCCCGCAUUAUGACAAGCUUGGUAGAAUUUUUGGUAAGACAAGUGCAAUCGGUGAGCACGCUCACCCUUCUACCCUAUCAUCAUCUAACAGUGAGGAAGAGAAAGACCCAAUUUAUGAUCCUUCAAAUGAGGUUGAUAAAGGCAAUGACAAUGAAAAUGCUAAAGGGCCAUCCAACCGUUCUCGUAGUAGGUCUACCACUUCAACAUGCAGUCGUCGUAGGAAGAAAAAUAGUGUUAUGGUUGGUCUUACAGUUGCCCUUAAUGUGUUGGUUGAAAACUCAAAAAAAAAAAUGACUAUUUAGAGUACAAGAUAUCACAGUCAACGGGAGCAACAUCUUCGUAUGGGGAUAGUGAGGUUAAUGCCAAUAAGGAUGAUUUGGUAGAUGAAUGUAUGAGUGCUUUGAAUGCUAUGGAAGACAUUGAUGGUGACAGUUAUUCAAAAUUCAUAACAAAAUUUAGAGAAGGUAUGACUUGGAGGAAGAUAUUCCUGGCUAUGCCGGACCAUAGGAAGCGGGAUUGGGUUAUGCACCUGUGAUGUUUAUGCUUGUUUUUUACGUAUGUAGUUAUGUAUUUGUAUUUAACUGUAGAACGUUGGGACGUUUGUUGCUUUAUAACUGUCGUAGAUCCAUGUCUCUUUUUGUCUUAUGUUUAAUAGUUGGAAUGUUUGUGUAAGUUUAUCGGCAUGGAUGUUUUUGUAAGUUUAAUGAUAUGGAUGUUUUUGUAAGUUUAAUGAUACGGAUGUUUUUG
Molecule: messenger RNA, 1442 nt
Organism: Ilex paraguariensis (yerba mate)
Lineage: Eukaryota; Viridiplantae; Streptophyta; Magnoliopsida; Aquifoliales; Aquifoliaceae
Source: the annotation of a GenBank genome assembly